ACCAACCUCAAACCGCAGCCCAAGUGUCAAGCCCAAAGCCCUCCUACUGGAAGUCGGACUCCUGUCGGCCGUGGUCGGCUCCCGUCGGCAUUCCACGGACUCGUGCAUGGCCUCCGGAUUCGUGGCCGCCUGACAGGGCCCCAAAACGUUUUCGGGCGCUGCGCUGACAACAUCCUCGCAGGACCAACGAGCGGACGGUGCGUCCACGGAGCCUCCUGCUCUCUGUAUCUAUCGUUAUCCUUUGAGCCUUUACAGCCGUCGACUGGAGCCUUCGAAAAUGUAAACAAAAGCAACGCAGGCGCAGCAGUUCGGAUCUCUCUUCCACUCUCUUCAAGCAGUUCUUGGAGCCUAACCGAGAGAGAGCCCCAAAGGAGCAAGCGAGCUUCCAGGCUCGCAUCCUGCUCGGAAUUCGAGAAUCCGAAAAUUCGGAAAUUCGGAAAAUUCGGUUUUCGAUUCGACGGCGGUUUCGUUUUCGGCCUUCCAGCUCAGAACCUGGUCGGGCUGGCUAGCGCUCACAUGCCCAGCGGAGUGCGCAGCGUGCCGUAGUCCAGCUGCAGAAUCUGCUCCCUUUAAAGCUGGCCACUCAGGGAAACUUUUCCACACUCGAGCCCUCACACCGCGAAACACCGGAACGGAACGGAGAAAUCGACGGCGGAAAAACGUCAGACAAAUGGCCAGGCAUAGCACCAUUCCCACUAGGAGCCAGCGCAGCAGUAGCAGAAGUCUAAAGCGCCAGGACGAACCGUGAAAUUGAGCCAGAAGGCGUGAAAAUAUUUAAGAAAAAAAAAUAAACAAAUCUUGGUGGGUGUAAGAAAAACCCUAAGGAUAUAAAAUGGAAGUGAUGCGGCUUCUGAUGUCCACGCCAGAAGCGGAAGUAGCAGCAGCAGGGGGAGAUUCUAAGGAAACGGCAGCAGCAGCAGCAUCGCCAACGCUAUCGCUAUUAUCCUGAAUUCGCGCCCCGAUUUCCCGAUUUUUUCCGCUUCGCUCCGUCUCUAUUUUCGCGGCGCUCCGUUCCGCGUUAAUUGUUAUUUAUGUAUAGUGUGUAUAUAUAUAUAUGAUGUUCGUGUGAUAUAAGCGGAUCACUAAGAUCUGGCAAGAGAGCAACCAAAAAUUAACAAAAAAAAAAAAAAAGAAGACACUCUUAACCAAACUCAGUCUUAAUCAAAAGCGUACAACGACAACAAGCGGUUUUGCAAGUGAAACAAAACAACACCAAACCAAAACUAAAACCAAAAUCUAAACCAAAUCAACCACAACAACAUUCCAACGGGUCCAAUGUUGCAGCCAACAACAUGCAACAAACAGCACCAGCAGCGGCAGCAACCAGCAAGGGCAGCGACGGCAGCGGGAGAUUCAGGAUCGCAGGAUCAAAGGAUCACAGCUAAAGAUCAUGGAGCCUUAGAAACAGAAACGGAAACUGCAACUGCAACAGCCAUAUACCGCAAGAGCAGCAAUUUUUGGUGUCAGAGCAACAUGCUGCCCGUAAGCUGCAACACCACAUGCAGCAGCAGCUGCUGCAGCAGCAACAGUAGCAGCACAACGAUAGACUUCAACAGUCGCCGUCGAAGGGGCCGUCUACGAGGCCACGCCCCACUUGCCUUAGAGGAGCUACCCGAGCAACACCAAGCUACGUUACUGGACGAGUGUGUAAAUAUUUUCAAGCGCUUAGUAUUAUUAACAUUAAAAACGAUAUCAGCAACAACAAUAACGAAAGCAAAGACAAGAAGCAGAGCAGCAGCAGCAGCAGCAUCUGCAACAUCUCGUGGUGCCUCAGGGGAGCUAUCUGGCUCCCCGACCCGCAGUCGCUGCCACCUUCGCUGCCUUCGCCUGCCGAUCUACAGCCUCCUGCUCGUCUGCCUGGCCACCCAGGGAUUAGGAUUGGGCGACGCGGCCAAGCCCAAGUCGGCCAAGCAGCACUUCGGCGGCAGCAGCAGCAGCAACAACAACAACCCAAACCAAAACCAAAACCAGAACGAUGUGCUGCCCCAGGCAUCCAACGAGGCGCUGGACGAGGCCGAACUACUCUAUCCCUACCAGUCCGGGGAGCAGAUGUUCGGCCUGGAGGAGGACCAGGACCAGGAGCAGCUCGGCAAUGCCGGCGCCGGCUCCGAUGAGGAUAAUGCGGCCAAUCAACGUGGUAUCAAUGACACGCACAACGAUAACUCGACCACCACGAAAACGCCACUAUUCCCAAAAGAUCUAUUCACGAAAGAACAGCUUGAGAACGGCGCUGUCAUCCUGCACAUCAUUGGGGUGAUAUAUAUGUUUGUGGCGCUGGCCAUUGUCUGCGAUGAAUUCUUCGUGCCUUCCCUUGACGUAAUCAUUGAAAAGCUCGGCAUCACGGACGAUGUGGCCGGCGCGACGUUUAUGGCGGCGGGUGGCAGUGCCCCCGAGCUCUUCACCAGUGUGAUUGGCGUUUUCGUGUCGUUCGACGACGUGGGCAUUGGUACGAUCGUUGGCUCCGCCGUCUUCAACAUCCUGUUUGUGAUCGGAAUGUGUGCCCUCUUCUCCAAGACGGUGCUAUCGCUCACCUGGUGGCCCCUGUUCCGUGACUGCUCCUUCUAUAGCAUCAGUUUGCUGGUGCUGAUCUACUUUUUCCGGGACAAUCGCAUCUUCUGGUGGGAGGCGCUCAUCCUGUUCACCAUCUAUAUUGCCUAUGUGACCUUCAUGAAGUGGAACGUCGAGGUGGAGCAGUGCGUCAAGAAGAUGAUUACCAAAAACAAGGUGACUCGCGUCAGAAGUACAGAUCAACUUAUGCCAGCAGGUAACGCGGCCAACUCCUCGGAAACAUCGAUGGCCACCCAGCCGGGCGGCUCGGUGACAUCGCGUGCAGCCAGCGAGACGCGCUCGGGCCCGCCCGGCUCGAGCACCGCCGGCGGAGGCACAGGUAAUAGCAGCGGCGGGGGCGGCACCUCGGGUAGUACUCAGACCGGUGCCAAGUUCCGCCACGGCCUGUUACAGCUAAUGAUACACACGAUAGAUCCACUACACGAUGAUGAUGUUCCAGGCAAAGUUGACGAGAAGGCGACUCAGCUGCACGCCAUCGCCUCCCUGAAAGUCCUGCUGGAUGCCACGAAGCCGCAGCGCGGUGGCGCCACCACCUCGGCGGCCAAUCACGUCAAGAUCAACCUCAAGGAGACCACCCUCGCCGACCGACCCAACGGCAACAUCGACACCACGCUCGACUCGCCAUCGUUGAGUGGUCGACGUCCUAGCUGGAUUGAGCAGAGGGUCAAAAUUCAGACACGCAAAUUUAGCAUCAAAGCGCCAGAAAUCGAGGAUGAGCCGGAACCACUGAGCAUGGCCUGGCCGGACACGGCCCGAAAGCGGCUCACCUACGUCCUGGUGGCCCCGCUCCUGGUGCCCAUGUGGCUCACACUGCCCGACACGCGGACGCCCCGCGGCAAGCGCUUCUUUCCGGUCACCUUCAUCGGAUCCAUUGUGUGGAUAGCGGCCUUCUCCUACCUGAUGGUCUGGUGGGCCAACGUGGCCGGGGACACAGCGCGCAUUCCGCCCGAGGUCAUGGGCCUGACCUUCCUGGCAGCAGGUACAUCCAUUCCGGACUUGAUUACCUCGGUGAUUGUGGCACGCAAAGGAUUCGGCGACAUGGCCGUGUCCAGUUCCGUGGGCAGCAACAUAUUCGACGUGACCGUGGGCUUGCCGAUCCCAUGGCUGCUCUACGGCAUUAUCUAUGGGGCACCAGUGGAGGUGAACUCGGUGGGCAUGGUUUGCUCCAUAACCAUCUUGUUUAUGAUGCUCGUGUUCGUGGUGCUAUCGAUCGCCUGCUUCCGCUGGCGCAUGAACAAGGGGUUGGGCUUCACCAUGUUUCUGUUGUAUUUUGUCUUUGUCGCCGUGUCGCUGAUGUUCGAAUACGAUCUGAUCACUUGUCCUGUGUAAGGAUCAAGGGCAAAGACAAAAACAGGCAACAGUUACCGAUUGACCGAUCAUGGAUGCCAUAACCGGAAACGGAAACAGAUGCGAAUGAGAAUGCAGAGACGGAUACACAGAUACGUGCUCUGGUGGCAAGUCUCUAUCUUACAUCCAAUUAGCUAAACUAUAUACAAGCAAAUUAAUGAAUGAAUAACAAAUUAAUUAACUGUGGACUAAAGCUAAAUAAUCGAAUUGUUAAACCGACAAAUCCACGCAUACACGCAGUCACUCACAGAUACACACUCACACAAUUCACAGCUACACGAACAAAAUGGCGAAAGCGAAAACGAUAACGAUAACGAUAAAGAUACUGAAUACUGAAUACUGAUACAAAAUAAUAACAAAGACGAUGAAAACUUAACGUUAACAAAAUGCGAGUUAGUUAGUGGCAGCGUUUCUUUUUCGAAAGACAUUUACUUUAAAGUGUUUAGCAGCAGCUUUUUAAUGCAAGCAGCCCCUCUCCUUAUCCUCUCUAUACUCUAUACUCUAUUAACUUUGGUCCCAACUCUAUCGUAUCUAUCUAUGACCUAUGACCUAGUACAACUUUAGAGCGAAAGAAGGAACACGAUCAAUGGCUUCCCAAUCAAGCAAAGAAAACCAACCAAAAAACAUACUAACUAUCUACCUAGCGUUUGGGUUUUAACUAAAAACUAAAAAAAUAGGAACAAGAGGGGCAUGUAUGUAUCUACAAAUCUAUGUAUAUGUAUAUCUUGGCACAAUAGCACCCUAAAUAUACGAUACGAUAGGAUAUGAUACGAUACGAUGAUCCGAAUAAAUUAAAGAAACUGAAAUCCAGAAGAAUCCAAUCGAGCGAACUGUGCUAGAAGUUUUGCAAAGCCUUUAUUUGCGUGCUCUACCAAGAUUUCUCCUUAAAGCUUUAUCCAGAGCCUAUCUAAACUCUAUCUAGUUUAACGACUUAUAAUACAUAAUACUUAUAUACCAACUCACACGCACACUUACAUGGCAUACUAUAUAUUGACCUAUAUUGAUUAAGUGAUAAUUUGCGUACUUAUUGCCCUAAUUCUAAUUCUCCAUUGAGUCUAAUGGAUGGAGCAGAGUGUUAAAUUUAACUUUCAAUUGAAACCAUAUUUAUUAUAGACUAUUUCAAAUCCAAAAACAAAAACCAAACCUACCAAAAGGCGGGAAAAAAAUUAUUAAAAACUUUAAGAAAAAACCAAAUACGAAAUACGAAACCAAACUAAUUUCAUAUACUUUUUGCUUAAUGAAGUCCCAAGUACAUAUAUACGAGCAUAUUAAACGUAUUUAUAUAUAAAUGACAUAUAAGACGAUAUUUAACGAAAUAUGAAACAAAAUCAACUUGCUCUCUUUAUUUAGAAAGGUACGUAACAUUUUUUCUAAACUAAAACCCUAAACUCGUAAUACCAAGUGGCCGUAAAAACUGCAUAGAAAAUGAUGCAAAUGUUGACGAAACGAUGAAUAAAAACCAAAUAAUUUAACAUUAAACGCAUACAUAUAUACACCCAAAUAUAUACAUACAUAUAUAUUUUAUAUAUAACAGAAGAUAAAUUACUAUAUAUACAUAAAUAUAUAUAUGCAACUAUAAUUAAGUAGGCAAUGUAUCUAACGGAUAUCCAAAACGUUUGCAUAUGGCUCGCAAUGAAGUUAAGGAAAUGACAGAACAACAACAACAACACAUACAGAUACAGAUACAACAGACACACACACGGAUACAAUACUAAUACAGAUACCCACACAAGGACACACUCGCACAGACAUAGAACAGAAAGCAAUAAUUUUUAUUAGCAGUGAAUUAAAGGAGCAUCACGCUAUAUACAUAUAUGAGCAUACAUGUAUCUGUACACCCUAUAUACAUACGAUAACAUGUAUGAUACCGUGCAUUUCACUAUAAUUAAAUGGCAGAAAUCGAAAUAUAAUAACUGUACAUUGAAGCAGCUCCAGAAGCCAAGCAAGCUCAGCCAGGCCAGCAGUUCCAAUGCAUGUGGUGGAAGCCAUCGGAAAUAAUUAUAUAUGCGUACUUUACUUACUGAAUGCAGAUUCAAGUGCAGAAAUAACGUAACUAAGUGGCUGCUCUUACACCCCAUGGGUGCAGUGCAUUCGAUUGCACAAAGAUAUAAAUAUAUAUAAAUAAAUAAAUGGAUAAAAAUAAUAUUAAAUAUGCAUAUAGAAUAUGGACAGACCAGAGUCACAACUACAGCGGAAAAGAUGGAAAAAUGGCGCCCGAAGCCAAAAGAAAUACAAACAUAUAUAGGAAAUGGCAACGAGGAUAGAGUCAGGGAAAAAGAUACUGAGACAUUGUAUAAUACUCGAUAGAGGCUUACAUAAGGUCAUUCGCCAGUCCCCAUACUAAAUCCGUUUUAUAGCCCAUUGAAACCUCUAGUCAGUGUGGAGAGUUAACUAUAAAAUAUAUCUUUUUUCAAAACUUGUUACCUUAACAAUAAUAAUUUUUAAUUAUUUUCUUCCUAAAAUAUGAUAACUCCCAAGAUUCAAACCAGGGUUGCUCUCCACACGAAAUUGUUGACUUUAGUCCAUCGAUAUCGAUAACUAGCAAGCUCACUUCUCAAAAGUAGGAUUGCCUCGGUCGCCAGGCUUUAACAGAGACAACUUCCAAGAACAAACAACAAAUUAACUUAAACUUUUAUACAAGCUGUAUGUUUAACUAAAUACAAAAACUAAAUCGAAUAGAAAACCCAAAAAAAAAAAUAUCUUCCAAAUUAACUUUAAAACAAAAUCAUAUUUAUUAUAUAAAAAGCAAAAAAAUAAUUCAAACAAAACACUCAUACUUAAUUACAUCUUAUUAGAACCUAACGAAAAGGACACCCAGCAAUUACUUGUACUAAAGAUUUUCUUCACUCACACACCAACUAUCACACACGCAUUCGAACAUAUCGCGAUCACUUUUCCCUCUAUACUAUAGAGUCUAUCGAUAACAUACAAAUUACAGCGUAGGACCCACUUCCGCACAGGAUCGAACUCUAACCUUAACCUCUCUCUCACCCCAAUAACACCCACAUUUUCCAUACGAAUAAUAGCAUCCAAAAAUGGAAAUAAAUCUCAAUAGACCGUAUUUCAUUUGCCACCUAAGCCCACAUACUAUACUCUAGCCAUCCCACCCGAAAGUCAUUUGCAAA
This is a messenger RNA of Drosophila bipectinata, 7040 nucleotides long. RefSeq names its product solute carrier family 24 member Nckx30C (gene Nckx30C). Gene Ontology annotation, biological process: calcium ion transmembrane transport; intracellular calcium ion homeostasis. Gene Ontology annotation, cellular component: plasma membrane. NCBI's taxonomy places the organism in Eukaryota, Metazoa, Arthropoda, Insecta, Diptera, Drosophilidae. Gene Ontology annotation, molecular function: calcium channel activity; calcium, potassium:sodium antiporter activity. The record is from RefSeq and is a predicted model, not a curated record.